CCGGAGGACAGUGACAAAACAACAAGAAGCGAGGUGAGCGAGAUGGAGAUUGAGAGCAAGCGCGCACGCACCACGACCACGAGAGGUGGUGAGGAGCAACAGACAGCGUUUGAUGCAGAGGACCAUUCGCAUCGGCGAUACAACCCUUUGCUGGACGAGUGGGUGCUGGUGGCACCACAUCGCAUGAAGCGUCCUUGGAAAGGGCAAGUUGAGGAUCCAUUUGACUUUGCAUCCAUCCCUCGCCACGAUCCCAAGAACGGGCUGUGCCCCAAUACCACUCGUGCGUCUGGCAAGAAAACACCAGACUACACAUCCACGUAUGUGUUUGUCAACGACUUCCCCACCUUUCGCGACGACCUGCCACAGCCCAGUGAAGAGCAACGCAAACUCAACGACUUGAUGCGACUCGAGGGCGUGACUGGUGAAUGCCGCGUCAUGUGCUUCCAUCCCUUCAGUGACUUGACGCUGCCCCUCAUGUCCCUUGAGAAUAUCCGAAAAGUUGUGGAUGCGUGGAUCGAGCAGCUGCUGGAGCUUGGCGAGAGGUUCAAAUGGGUGCAGAUCUUUGAGAAUAAAGGCCAGGCCAUGGGCUGUUCCAACCCGCACCCUCACUGCCAGAUCUGGGCAUCGGGGCACCUUCCCAACGUGGCAGCACGCAAGAACAAGCACCAGCUAGAGUACUAUGAGAAACAUGGCACGCCCAUGCUACUCGACUAUGCACAGCUGGAAGCCAAGCACAAGGAGCGCAUUGUGGUUGAGAACGACGAUUGGCUCGUUGUUGUUCCGUGGUGGGCUGUGUGGCCGUAUGAGACAAUGAUUCUGCCUCGUCGCCGGCACAUUCUCCGGCUUUGCGACCUGACUGACACGGAACGCGACUCUCUGUCAUCCGCCAUGAAGACACUGUUGACAAAGUACGACAAUCUGUUUCAGACCUCGUUUCCAUAUUCCAUGGGAUGGCAUGGAGCCCCAACAGGCGGGACGGGGGAUGACGAGUGCCAGCACUGGCAGCUGCAUGCCAUUUAUUACCCGCCGUUGUUGCGGUCAGCAUCGGUCAAGAAGUUUAUGGUUGGCUACGAGAUGCAUGCCGAGAGCCAGCGGGACCUCACUGCGGAAUCGGCAGCGCGCAGGCUUCGUGCUGUGUCGGACAAACACUACUACACGCCAAAGCUGUGAUGACAACAAGGCAGUGGGCACCGCCAAGCAACCAACGGCUGGCACAGCAACAACAACGCCACAAAUCUCUGAGACAUCCUCGCCACCAUCAAGGCUGCUGAAAGCAGUGCACACAGCUGCUGGGGUUCGUCCGGUCUACAGUUUGUGGUGUUGUAGACGGUUCACUUUAUGGAGAAUUGGUUUUAUCUUCAUUCAUGUUUCUGCAGAAUUUAUGUUAAAAAAUAAAACCCGCACCAUCCGC
Salpingoeca rosetta is the source of this 1411-nucleotide messenger RNA. Its product is annotated as galactose-1-phosphate uridylyltransferase. The record is from RefSeq and is a predicted model, not a curated record. Gene Ontology annotation, cellular component: cytoplasm. Gene Ontology annotation, biological process: beta-D-galactose catabolic process via UDP-galactose, Leloir pathway. NCBI's taxonomy places the organism in Eukaryota, Choanoflagellata, Craspedida, Salpingoecidae. The coding region runs from base 43 to 1170 and encodes 375 amino acids. The transcript is spliced from 11 exons. Gene Ontology annotation, molecular function: UDP-glucose:hexose-1-phosphate uridylyltransferase activity; zinc ion binding.